AUGGAAUGGAAGAAUACACUUAUUGUGUUGAUUUCUAAAGUUAAGAAUCCUUUAGUUCCAUCCAACUAUAGGCCAAUUAGUCUUUGCCAGACUAAUUAUAAGAUCGUUGCUUCUAUGCUAGUUAAUAGAUUAAAGAAGUGCAUUUCCACAAUGAUUUCAGAAGAACAAAUGGCAUUUAUUCCUGAUAGAUCUAUUUCAGAGCAUUGUUUGUUGGCUCAUGAAGUCUUUCACAAAUUUAAAAUUUCUAAGAACAAGAAAGGGUUGAUGGCUAUUAAGUUGGACAUGAAGCAGACGUAUGAUAGUAUGGGUUGGCCGACGCUUUGUCAAAUACUUAAAUGGUAUGGUUUUCCCACCUUUUUUUCUAAUGUUCUCAUGGAGUGUGUUGUGAAUGUAAGUUCUUUGAAACAAAGGGGGCAGGUUCUCGGUAUCCGUGUCUCUCAUGGUGUUCCUAAGAUCACACAUCUUCUUUAUGCAGAUGACGUACUAGUUUUCUCUCAGGUUUCAUUGGCCAUUGCUAAAGCCUUAAAGGUUAUUGUUGAGGACUUUUGUAAGUGGACGGGACAGAGAAUUAAUGCUAGUAAAUCUCAGAUUUUAUAUGGUAAAGCUGUUAGACACCAUUUGAAGAAGAAGAUUGCUAGAGUGAUUGGCUUCAAAGUUGUGAAAGAAAUGAGUUAUUUGGGUGUGAGGAUUUAUCUUAACUUGUUAAGGAUGGCAGAUUUCCAAGAAUUGUUGAGCCAGGUUAUGGAAAGACUUAAUACUUGGGGGAAGAAGUCUUUGCCAAUGGGAGAGGCUUUAUAUGGCAUAAACCUGAUGGGAAGAGGAGUAUGCAUUAUGUUGCUUGGGGGGGAGAUAUGUAAACCAAGAGAUAUCGGGGGGCUGGGAGUGCAUUCUCCUAUGCUUAGAAUUGGUUCUCUCAGAGCAAGACUGACGUGUAAUUACCUACAUAAGCCAGAAUCUCUGUUUCAUAGAACCGUCAGGGCCAAGUAUGGAACUGAUGUGAUGAAUGGUUCACACAUGAAGACCAGCUCUAGUGCGUGGAAGAUUCUACUGGAUGGUGGAAGGAAUUUGAGAAAUGUUGUAAAGUGGAAGGUGGGAAAUGAUUGUAAGAUAAAUGUACUUAAAGAUGUAUGGUUGCUAGACAAAUGUAUGGAUAUGUGGCCUACAUUUGCGAAUUGUGCUGCAUUGGAAGAUAUGAUUGUACAACAUCUUAUAUCAGAUGGCAGCUGGAACUAUGAUUUGCUUCAGCAGUUGUUCCAUACAGAUCUUGUUUUAUUAAUUAGUCAAAUUCAAAUUGAUUCUAAUAGGGUGGAGGAUCAGUUGGAAUUGCUAAGUAUGUUUUCGGGUAAAACAAUUUCAGCCUUGUCAUACGAGAACUUGAUGAAGUAUAGAUAUCCUGAUGAUGAUGAUGGAUAUGGUAAUGGGCUUAAGAAGUUGAAACUCAAUAAGAAGGUGGAGAUUUCCUGGUGGAGGCUUAGCAAAUCUGCGAUUCCCACCAAUUACUUUCUUAAAUACCGCAGAAUUUCCUUUAAUGACCAGUGUGCUAGAGGAUGUCAGAUGUUUGAGGACUAUGAGCAUAUCAUGGUUAUGUGUAGAUAUUUUGUUGAUACUAUUGUGAAAUUGCGUGAUUGGGAAAUUACUAAAGCCUUUUGGAGGGCAAACCUUACGAAGCCCAAAGGAGAUGAUCUAAAAGAUGAUCCAGAGGAGGACAAUCCACUUGAAGAUGAAGACUUCAAGAUGAAAUGUCUUGCUUUUAAGACUUGCAUCAUUCAGUAUGAUUAG
Molecule: messenger RNA, 1779 nt
Organism: Dendrobium catenatum
Lineage: Eukaryota; Viridiplantae; Streptophyta; Magnoliopsida; Asparagales; Orchidaceae
Exons: 4
Coding region: 1-1779 (592 amino acids)
Source: RefSeq, a predicted model, not a curated record